AUGCCAAUGUACGACUACAUUUAUGGGACCAACGACAAGUGUAGUGACUCAUUGUAUGAAUCAUCGUUGGAGCAAGAAGAAGAGAAGCCUGACGCAAUUCAUCUCACCCAUCUAACAUCACUGGACUCUAUUUACCAUCUCCGCCUUGGCUUUGCUUCCCUCUCCUCGCAUCCCCUAUCUUCUCGGUUUUACCUAGUCCUCAUGAAACCAAUCACUCUCAUCAUCUCCUUCUUACUAACCUAUUUCUCUUCUCGAACCUUUGUCUUCGAGAGAAACCGCUUUGGUGAUAUCACCCUUCACUCCCAUCUCCUUCCCAAGCUCUCCUAUCAUUACAAGUCGCAGCAGCAAAAGGAAACUAUCAACAAAAUGAUAGAGACGGCUAUUCUUGAAGCGGAGAAGAAGGAUGUGAGAGUAGUGAGUUUGGGGCUACUGAACCAGGGAGAAGAAUUAAAUGGGUACGGAGAAAUGUACGUAAGGAAAUAUCCAAAGCUAAAGAUUAGGAUAGUAGAUGGAAGCAGUCUCGCAGCUGCGGUGGUGGUUCAUAGUAUUCCUGCUGGCACGAGAGAAGUUCUCUUUCGAGGCCAAAUCACAAAAGUUGCUCGCGCCAUUGUCAUUUCUCUUUGCCAAAGUGGCAUCAAGGUAAUGGUUAUACGUGAGGAAGAGCAUUGCAUGCUAGCCGGAUUCAUUAGCGGGGGUUGUAAGGAAAACUUGGUCCUCUCAACCAAUUACUCCCCAAUGAUUUGGUUGGUGGGAGAUGGGCUAAGCAAAGAAGAGCAGAAGAUGGCCAAAAAGGGAACUCUCUUUCUUCCCAUCUCGCAGUUUCCUCCUAACCAACUUCGAAAAGACUGCUUUUACCAUACGACUCCAGCUAUGAUCAUCCCCAAAUCUGCCCAAAACAUCGAUUCUUGUGAGAAUUGGCUGGGGAGGAGAGUGAUGAGCGCGUGGAGAGUUGGUGGAAUAGUGCACGCGCUUGAAGGAUGGGAGGAACAUGAGUGUGGUCUUGACCUUCCAAUGGUUAAUCCUCCAAGAGUUUGGGAAGCUGCUCUUCGAAAUGGUUUCAAACCUCUGGUUUUGCCAUCUUUAGAGACCAAAGGAUUGGAAAAUUAA
Eruca vesicaria subsp. sativa (arugula) is the source of this 1107-nucleotide messenger RNA. NCBI's taxonomy places the organism in Eukaryota, Viridiplantae, Streptophyta, Magnoliopsida, Brassicales, Brassicaceae. The record is from the annotation of a GenBank genome assembly.